This is a messenger RNA of Phytophthora sojae, 993 nucleotides long. RefSeq lists its product as hypothetical. The record is from RefSeq and is a predicted model, not a curated record. The coding region runs from base 1 to 993 and encodes 330 amino acids. Lineage: Eukaryota; Oomycota; Peronosporomycetes; Peronosporales; Peronosporaceae. The transcript has 2 exons.
AUGCUUCCAGCCGAACCAGCGCUGCCAGAUCCAGACGCAGAACCGGACGAAAUCCAUACACCGCCCGACGCAGAGCCUGACGCACUGGCCAGACGCACAUCGCCGCUGCUGCUCGGGCCUUCUCCGCUGAGCAACGCCAGCGACGCGCCGUUGCCCAACGUGCUCACGCCGCCAGACACCGUCACGUCACCGCCCGUCGCGCCAGCACCACCGGCCAAAGCCAACGAACCACCCUCGUCGUCCGAGCUGCGACCGCCGGACACGCGCACCGACCCGCUAGCACCUGCAGCCUCGCCGCCAGAUACGCUCACCGACCCGCUCGACUGCGUCGACGACGCACCAGAUCCGAUUGACACUGCGCCUGACGAACCGGUCUCGACCGACCCACUCGUCAACGACACCGCGCCACUGCUCACGGAAGCCGCACCGCUGCCAGACCCGAGCGUCACUGCGCCGCUCACCGUCGAAGCACUUUCACCGCUCAGGAUCGUCACGCUGCCGCCCGUCGACGAAUCCGACGCGCCGCCCAACACAGACACGCUGGAGCCCUCACCCGUAGCGGACGAGCCACCAGUCACCUCGAUGGACCCUGCACUAGCGUCUCCGGACCCGCUUCCAAUGCGGACGGACCCGCUUGACACGCUGCUAGCGCUGCUGCGCACGUCAACGCUGCCACUCGAACCACCGGACACGACGCUCGUAGAAACGCAACACCGAACCGCCCACACUCGCCGCAGACGAACCGCCAUCGAUCGACACGUCGCCGCCCGCGCCCUGAGCGUUCGCAGAUCCGACGACCCUCACCUUCUGCGCUGCGGUCGCGCUGUCCACGCCGCCGCCACGCAACUCCACAUCGCUGCCAACAACACCGCUGUCGCCCUGGACGAGGCUCAGGCUGCCGCCAGAACCGCUACGGACGAACACACCGCUGCCACCAGCGGAGCUGCCGGAGAUGCCGCUCGACACAGUCACGUCCCCGCCGACGCCGCUUGA